AUGGCUCCAUCCUGGCUCAGAACAAAGAAGCGCUGCUCUUCCGCUCAUGGGCAACAUGAGUUUGGCGGCAGAACCUGGAUUGCCGAGUCGGCGGGUCGAAAUGGUGACUGGAAGGUUGUAAAAGCAAAAGUUGGCAAAGAGCGAAAGCAACUCCACCAGAUCUCGGAGGAAGACGCUGCUGAUGAUGAUGGUCGAACUCCAAUCCUGACCCGCUCAAAACCCGAAUUUAUAAGAGGGUUCAAACGCGACAGGAAAAUAUCGCUCAAAGAUAUCCCUCGCACAAACUUGCAUGCAAGAUGGGAGAGUAUCCAGACGAUGAUGGAGAUGAGUGAUGUUGGCGUCUUCGAGUAUAACUCAGAGGGAAAAUUGUUGCACGCUAAUGAAGCAUGGUAUAGACUGAGUUCUCUUCCGAGAGAAGGCGAACACCCGGAAUUCUCAUUUAUGGAUCUUGUCCACCCAGAAGACCAAACGCUUGUAAUGUCCAUGUGGAACAACCUUGCUCUUGGGAAAUCUGUCACUUUUGAGAUGCGCUGGAAAGCACGUCCAGGUUCAAAUGAUUCCGCGCAAUGGGUCCUUUCAGCUUGCGUACCUGUAUUCGAUGACGACAAGCAGUUGAUCGGUAUUGCCGGCAACACGAUUGACAUUAAUGCACAGAAAAAGUCGCAAGCGGCAGCACAGGCACAGGUUGAGGCACUUGAGCAAGCAAGGCUGGCAGAAAUGAAGUUUGCCCGAUUCGCCCAAGUUUCGCCUGUUGCGAUCUACAUCUACGUGCCUGAAAGCGGCAUGAACUUUGUCAAUGACCAGUUCUACGAACUCACAGGUCAUGCACAUGCACCAGUCAACCAGUUCGAAUGGUUUGAUCUAAUCUCUGAUGAAGACGUGGAAAGGGUCAAACGCGACUGGGGAAGUAUGCUGCGAGGAGAUAAAACUGACGCAGUGCAAUUCCGUCUGAAGAAGACAUGGGUAAAUCAAGACGGCAAGCGCUCGAACAUCUGGGUACAAAGUUCGAGCUACCCGGAGCUUGAUGAGAGUGGGAAGGUAAUAAGCAUAAUGGGAACAUUAUUCGAUAUAUCGCAGUUCAAGUGGGCGGAAAGUGUUCAGCGACGUCGGAUAGAAGAGGCCUGGGAGGCGAAGCGGCAACAAGAAAACUUCAUUGACAUGACUUCCCAUGAGUUGCGAAACCCACUUUCCGCGGUGAUACAAUGUGCCGACUCGGUUAUUGCGUCGCUUCACCACCUAUCUGGACGACAGCUCAUGGCCUUGCACCCAGAUCAUGAUCUUUCCAAGGCAGAAUCAGAACUUAUGGGAUGCCUGGAAGCGCUUCAGAUCAUUGUUUCAUGUUCGAUGCACCAAAAACGCGUUAUUGACGACGUACUUACCUUGUCGAAACUCGACUCUAAUCUGAUAUUGAUCACGCCCAUGCGCGUACAGCCUGCAGUGGUAGUUUCGGACGCAGUAAGAAUGUUCGAGGUCGAAUGUAAUCAGGCAGGUAUUCAACUCGAUUUCACCCUAGACGAAACGUUUAGUGGUAUGGAAUGGACCAUGUUAGAUCCAUCGCGUCUAUUACAAGUCCUCAUCAACUUGCUGACCAAUGCCAUCAAAUUCACAAAGGAUCGACCUGAAAAGUCUAUCAAAGUCACCCUCGGCGGAUCCUGGUCUCGACCACCUAAAUGUUGGCAAGAUAUUACUUUUACCAAUGAUGAUGUGUCAGAUAUACAUGUCACUGAUAAAUCGGAAUGGGGGGAAGGGAAGAAAGCAUACCUCUGGCUUAAAGUCAAGGACACGGGCUGCGGCAUGACAACUGAUGAGCAGAAGAAACUCUUCUCUCGGUUUUCCCAGGCCACGCCACGCACGCACGUCAAAUACGGCGGUUCUGGUCUAGGCCUCUUCAUCUCAAAAUCCCUUACAAAACUCCAAGGAGGCUCCAUUGGUGUGAACUCUGUCAAGGAAGGUGGAUCUACUUUUGCUUUCUAUGUCAGCACGCGACUCGCCCACCCACCAGCCGAUAAUGUCACGGCUCGAGCGGUGCAAGCCCGGCCUGUUCCUCAUAGAACUAUGACAGGCGAACAAGCGAUGCAGAUGAUCACACUUAACGUCUUGAUCGUCGAAGACAACCUAGUCAACCAAAAGGUGCUUAAGAAGCAGCUAAUGAAAUUUGGCUGGAACAUCAGCGUCGCAGGCAACGGACAAGAAGCCCUAGACUGGCUAAAAGACAGCGUAUACUGGCACAACGAAGACGACGACCCUACCACCACAGAAAACAAACACGAACUAGACAUCAUCCUCAUGGACAUUGAAAUGCCCAUCAUGGACGGCCUAACUUGCGCCCGUCUAAUCCGCGAUUACGAACACCAAGGCCUCCUCGUCGCACCGCGCCCCGGCCCUUCACCCCAUAGACGCGCUUCGGCAAAAUCCAUAUCCCCCAUUCGAACCGAAGAAGAUAGAAGAUCUUCAGACGCACAAAUCGUCCAGUCGCCCACGUCUACAUCACACGAACGUCCCGACAGACAGUCCCUGCGUCUCCCCAUUCUGGCCGUCAGCGCAAAUGCGCGCAUGGAGCAGAUUGAACAAGCCCUUUCGGCUGGUAUGGACGAUGCGAUAUCUAAACCUUUUCGCAUACCGGAGCUUUGGCCUAAGAUUAGGGGGCUGGUGAAGAGGGUGGCGCAUGUGGAUACGCGUGCGAAGCCGCUCGUCGAUGUUACGAAACCCAGCGUUCCAGAGGAUAUCGGCAUCUUCAGGGGUCAUUUGUCGAUAUCCAUAAUAUCCAUGAACCGGUCCCCCGUCAAGAUAUAG
This is a messenger RNA of Pyrenophora tritici-repentis Pt-1C-BFP, 2793 nucleotides long. RefSeq names its product BaeS, Signal transduction histidine kinase. Gene Ontology annotation, molecular function: phosphorelay sensor kinase activity; protein binding. The record is from RefSeq and is a predicted model, not a curated record. NCBI's taxonomy places the organism in Eukaryota, Fungi, Ascomycota, Dothideomycetes, Pleosporales, Pleosporaceae. Gene Ontology annotation, biological process: phosphorylation; phosphorelay signal transduction system.